UUUCUCCCAGCCAACACCAACUCUUCUGACUGCCUCCUAGCACACAAUCAAGGGAGAAAACUGCUCUGUCCAAGGGAUGGUGCCAAGAGCAAAAACAAAGGAAACCAUGGCAAAGAAGGUGGCAGUGAUCGGAGCUGGGGUCAGUGGCCUGAUCUCUCUGAAGGGCUGUGUGGACGAGGGGCUCGAGCCCACUUGCUUUGAGAGAACGGAAGAUAUUAGAGGGCUGUGGAGGUUCACAGAAAAUGUGGAAGAAGGCCGAGCAAGUAUCUAUCAAUCUGUCAUCACCAACACCAGCAAAGAAAUGUCUUGUUUCAGUGACUUUCCAAUGCCUGAAAAUUUUCCAAAUUUCCUGCACAAUUCUAUACUUCUGGAAUAUUUCAGGAUUUUUGCCAAAAAUUUUGACCUUUUAAAAUAUAUUCAGUUCCAGACAACCGUCCUUAGUGUGAAAAAAUGCUCAGAUUUUUCAUCCUCUGGCCAAUGGAAGGUCUUCACCCAGAGCAACGGCAAGCAGCAGAGUGCCAUCUUUGAUGCAGUCAUGGUUUGCAGUGGCCACCAAAUCCUGCCGCACAUCCCACUGAAAUCAUUUCCAGGUAUCGAGAGGUUCAAAGGCCAGUAUUUACACAGCUGCCAAUACAAGCACCCAGGUGAAUUAGAGGGGAAGCGCAUACUGGUGAUAGGAAUAGGAAACUCGGCCUGCGAUAUUGCUGUUGAGCUGAGUAAGAAGGCUGCUCAGGUUUUCAUCAGUACCAGGCAAGGGUCCUGGGUCAUGGGCCAUAUCUCUGAAGAUGGCUAUCCUUGGGACAUAGUGUUCCACACCCGGUUUAGCUCUAUGCUCAAUGUCCUGCCACGAACAGUUCUAAAAUGGAUGAUGGAACAACAGUUGAAUCGGUGGUUAAGCCAUGAAAAUUAUGGUCUUGAGCCUCAAAACAAAUAUCUUAUGAAAGAAUCUGUACUAAAUGAUGAUCUUCCCAGUCAUCUACUCUACGGAGUCAUCAAAGUGAAACUGAAAAUGAAAGAGCUCACAGAAACUUCUGCUAUCUUUGAGGGUUCAGUGGAGAAAGACAUUGAUGUCAUUGUCUUUGCAAUGGGAUAUACUUUCUCUUUUCCCUUCCUUGAAGACUCACUUGUUAAAGUAGAGAAUAAUAUGGUCUCAGUAUAUAAAUACAUAUUCCCCCCUCACCUGAAGAAGUCAACCCUUGCAUGCACUGGUCUCAUCCAGCCCCUAGGCUCCAUCUUCCCAACUGUUGAACUUCAAGCUCGUUGGGUGAUGAGAGUUUUCAAAGGCUUGUGUAGCUUGCCCUCAGAGAAGACUAUGACAGCAGACGUUCUCAAGAGGAAUGAAAAAAGAAUUGACCUGUUUGGAGAAAGCCAGAGCCAGAUAUUGCAGACCAACUACAUCGACUACUUGGACGAGCUUGCCUUGGAGAUAGGUGCAAAAUCAGACUUCUGCUCUCUCCUGUAGAAAGAUCCUCAACUGACUGUGAAACUUUAUUUUGGACCCUGCAAUCCCUAUCAGUAUUGCUUGGUUGGACCUGGGCAGUGGGAAGGUACCAGGAUAGCCAUCAUCACCCAGAAACAAAGGAUAUUGAAGGCUCUGAAAGGGGCUCUGAGGGCUUCAUCUAAUUUCCCAGUUUCCUUCCUGCUGAAAAUCCUGGGACUUCUCACUGCUCUUGUGGCCUUCCAACUUCAAUGGCUCUAG
This is a messenger RNA of Carlito syrichta (Philippine tarsier), 1699 nucleotides long. RefSeq names its product dimethylaniline monooxygenase [N-oxide-forming] 2-like. The record is from RefSeq and is a predicted model, not a curated record. Lineage: Eukaryota; Metazoa; Chordata; Mammalia; Primates; Tarsiidae. Gene Ontology annotation, molecular function: N,N-dimethylaniline monooxygenase activity; flavin adenine dinucleotide binding; NADP binding.